This is a messenger RNA of Puccinia graminis f. sp. tritici CRL 75-36-700-3, 681 nucleotides long. RefSeq lists its product as uncharacterized. The record is from RefSeq and is a predicted model, not a curated record. The transcript is spliced from 3 exons. Bases 1 to 681 code for a protein of 226 amino acids. Lineage: Eukaryota; Fungi; Basidiomycota; Pucciniomycetes; Pucciniales; Pucciniaceae.
AUGGAGAGCAAUAAGACGACUCGGUCUAAAACCAACGCACGCAAAGAGCCUGAGGUACCUCCAGGAGGCGCUGGCAGUGGCAACCCCCCAAAGGGAGCAGAAAUAAACGUGAUAGCCCCCACUAGCGAACCGCACGAUAGCGAAGAAGAGAGGUCCAUUGACCUGAUUGCAAAGAACCCGAUCCUAUCAGUAGAGACGAUGAAAGAAGUCAUCACGAAUACGUCAACCCCAGCAGAGGAAGAUUUAGCCGCCGAACGCUCUCACGUUUGGGCGAAGAUGAAAGAAGCGCAAACCGUUGGCGACAACCUGUUGGCGAAGAUACUCCUUAAAGCGUACAACGACUUAGAACCAAUUCCAGCUGAUGUUCCACUGAAGUUGACCAGAUCCCUGUCGGCCCUUCCAAUCUUAACUUGCUCGUCAGAAGUGCCAGCUCCCAAGAAGAUAGUCGAAGCGGAGACAGAGGUAGAAGAUAAUCUAAUCUACGCCGUCGGCACAGUUACUAGCCACCAAGAUAUUGGCUUCACUCCAUAUUUCGAUGAUAACAUAAGAAAACUAAAAGCCCCUUUACCGUUAACCAUUUUUGAUAGAGGCCCUAACUGUUAUUCGGUUGUUUGCGAAUUCAGAAUGGCAAAAGAAAGCUUUGACAGCCCAUCUGAUGCUGAAGCCAUCAAAGAACUCUGA